This is a messenger RNA of Octopus sinensis (East Asian common octopus), 3394 nucleotides long. RefSeq names its product adhesion G-protein coupled receptor G6. The transcript is spliced from 24 exons. Gene Ontology annotation, molecular function: protein binding; G protein-coupled receptor activity. Gene Ontology annotation, cellular component: membrane. The annotation marks the transcript as partial. Lineage: Eukaryota; Metazoa; Mollusca; Cephalopoda; Octopoda; Octopodidae. The record is from RefSeq and is a predicted model, not a curated record. Gene Ontology annotation, biological process: G protein-coupled receptor signaling pathway; cell surface receptor signaling pathway.
AUUUCAUCCCACCUCAUCGGAUUUUACAUUUCGCAUUCUCGAUUUCUGCCGACCUUUUAAUAUUUUGCUUGUCAUCACAUUGUUUAGACAUUAUAUUUAAUAUUCUGUUACAAAUCAGAUCGAUACAAGUCCUUAACGUCAUUUUAUUUUACAGGCUUUUAAGUGAAAAUAAGCUGAAGGAAAUCAAAGGAGAAACAUUCCAAAAUCUUUCUAAGUUGACAACUCUGUAUUUGGAUGGUAAUGAAAUGAAGGAAAUCAGUGGAGAAUUAUUCCAAUAUCUUUCAGGCUUAAAAUCGCUGUAUCUGGAUAACAGUAACAUGAUGUAUAUUCAACCUGGUGUCUUUGAAAAUCUUCCGAAUUUAGAAAAAUUAUAUUUGGGAGGAAAUCAUAUCAAGAAAAUUCAAAUAGGAUCCUUCGAUAAUCUGCGCAAUUUAAAAUAUCUAUCUCUUGUGAGCAACGGAAUACAAAUCUCUGAGAAUGGCGCGUUCUUAUUCCUUCCCCGUAUUAUUUACAUUGACUUCAGGAGUAAUAGAGAUAUGAUGUGUGGAUGUCAUCUGCCAGCCUUGGUAAAUUAUGUGAAAACAAAGUUCAAGAGACAUAUGAAGGUCGAAGGCAAGUGUCAGGCAGAUAUUGGCAAUAACCAAACCAAAGUAAUACCUAUAAUGGAAUACUCACAAUGUAAAAAUUACUCGUUAUUUCAACGGAAUUUGCUGUGUCAAACAUGUUCAGGGAUGAAGUGCAAUGAAUCGGAAGUGACACACUGUACAGGCGAUGAGCCUGUAUGCCAAUUUAAAUUAUCAAUGGAUGGCAUUAAACUGAAGUUUGAAAAAUCCUGUAGCACAUUCAGAAAAUGUGAUGAUGCUAUGAAAAACAACACCCUUACAUGCAAUGAAUUGACAAGUGGCUCUACCUGCGUUGCUUGCUGCAUCGGAAACUUAUGUAACAAGAAGGAUUUUAGAGGCUGGAGCAAUUCCUUUGUAUUUCCUCUGAUUUCCAGUUCGACGUUUAAAUUCAAUGAAAGUGAAGGUCUUGCUGAAAACAUAUCCAGAGCUAUGGAGCAUGAAUUAUCAAACUUGACAGGAAAUUUCGAAGUGCAGUAUUGCGGCUACGAUGAUAGAGAAGCAUUUACUAUUACUUGCACAGUACCACGUACAAUUACUAAAGACCAAAUAUUUAAACAAAUUUCCGAAAUUUUGAAGACAUCUCAGAUUUUGCGUGACUUGGGAUUGCAACAUCGGAACAUGGAGUUAUUUGAUGAAAUGCUUUGUAAUGAAAACACUACAUCUAUCAAUGGCACUUUCCAUUGGCCGAUGACAAAAAUAGGAACUAAUGUGACGAUCCCAUGCCAUGCAAAUGUAGCAACGAGAUACUGUUCUUCCGGAAAGAUGGAAUAUUCCGAAAUGCCAACAAGUCGUUAUGUGAAAUCACCAAAAUGUUCACCAUUCACUGGUGUCUGGAAAGAACCAUACAUGUCUCAGUGUUACAAUACAGAGGGGAUCACUCGACAACUAGAAAACAUCACAAGUGAAGACAUCGAUAAAGCAAAUGUUGAGGAGAUUUCAACAAUAGUCCGCGAUAUUUCCAAGAAAGCAAAGUAUUUCAAAGCAGAAGAUAUUGACUUGGCUGUAGACAUUCAAGAGAAAAUGGUGCCAUUGAUAUCGAAUGUGUCCACAAAUAUAACACUGAAUAACAUACUUCCUAGUAUCAACGAUAUGAUAGACACACCGGAAGAGAUUUUGAUGGAAGCAGAGCAAUCAGGUGGAACUGGGAGCAGAAUGCUGGACAUUAUAGAAGCAAUCCCGGAAGAGAUUCCACUGGAAGGGCAGCAACUCACAGCUUUAAAUUCUAAUCUUGGUAUUGGUGCCAUCAAAGUGGAGAAGGACACGUUCAAUGGUGCUGUCUUUGGUAUUUCAUUUGGAAAUAAUGAAACUGAAGCAAAGACAAUGAUUCAUAACAACUCAGAUACAAGUCCACAAGCAAAGAUGUCGAUUGACUUCAUUUCAUUACCAAGGGUUUUAUUAAGCCGUCUGAAUUCCAAUGAACGGUCAAACGUUUCAAGGAUUACGUUUUUAUCCCUGAAGGAUGAUAAGCUAUAUAGGGUAAAACAAAAUUCCAGCGCCAAAGCAAAUACUACAAUUAUCAGCAAUAUUAUUGCCGCAAAUGUUCCCAACGUUCAAAUAAUGGACCUUGACCAACCAGUUACCAUAUCGGUCGGCUUAACAGAAAAGAAUCCUGGCAACUUACGGUGUGUUUAUUGGGAUGAAACUCUUGGACAGGAACCCCAUUGGUCAACAAAAGGCUGUAAUACAUCCACAUAUGUACCUGCAGAGAAAAUGAUUUGCUCCUGUGACCAUCUGACAAGUUUUGCCGUUUUAAUGGAAAUCUACGCGCUUCCGGCACAUGGAAACACUAGCCACCUCUUAUAUAUAACAUCUUACAUUGGCUGCGGAAUAUCAUUAGCCUGUCUAUUACUCACAGUAAUAAUUCAUGUUUGUUCCAAAUAUCUUAGGAAAUUAAUGGCUUCAAAGAUUUUAAUAAACAUGUGCAUUUCUUUGGCUGUCUCUAAUGUUAUCUUUCUUGCUGGGAUGCAGCCAUAUGCCUCAGAAAUAACUGCUUGUAAGACGGUGGCUGCUCUGUUACACUUCUUCAUUCUGACAUCUCUAAUGUGGACGGCUGUUGAAGCCCUUCAUAUCUUCGUGCGUAUGCCAUCUUCUACGAUAAAGAGUUCAAUUGUGGCGUGGGGUCUUCCAGCUGUCAUUGUCGCAAUUACUCUGGCAAUUAACCACACAAACAAUUACAUCAGAAUUGCACAAGUCUGCUGGCUAUCCAAGGUGCCUUCCUAUGCCGCUUUCCUGGCUCCUGUGGUGGCCAUUCUCCUCUUCAACCUUAUCGUGAUUUUUCUCGCUGUCUGUCGACGUAGCUCAAAGAAAAGUGACGAGCAGUCUGAACACGAAAUAAAGAAAAUGCGUGUUUUUGGCAUCUUUAGUGUGACCUUCUUGUUCGUGUUAUCUUGGGUCAUAGCAUUCAUCGCUGUGGAAGAAGGAGUUGGAGUGUUUCACAUACUCUUCAUUAUCUUCAAUAUCCUUCUCGGAAUGUUUAUCUUCAUAUUCUACUGUAUAUGCAAGAAAGAUGCCAGAGAUGCCAUUUCCUCAUGUGCAUGUAACCGAGAGACAGCGAACGUCAUUAUAAACCAAUGAGAACCAAUAAGAGUUCAAGUUCUGAUAAUGAAACAGAUGUUGGAACAGCAGAGACGAGAACAUAAUUAAGAAUAUAAAAAAUUAAUGUCUUUGAGAAUCUUCUUUUCUUCUUAUAUUACAUUAAACAUGCUUGCAUAAAAGAGAACUUCAUUUUUAUCUAUCAAUACAACACUACGAAACUUAGACACUUUAUAAAC